CACUCCACCUCCUCUGCCUACCUCUACCGCUGCACCCAUCAACCACCACCUUUGGAUCCACCACCUCUACUCCACCCCCGUUCCACACUCCCAUCGCACUAUGGGCUGUUGCCAGUCAAAACCCGGUGUGGCUCCGGACGACGAGACCCGUGCGGCUCAGGGUGUGGACGAGGGUGGCAUGGUGCCGGUGGUGCCGGCCGGCGGCGAGAGCGACAGGAGCGACGGGAAGGGCACAGUGAGCGAGGAUGCUGAGAGCGAACGCGGCAGCAGCAGUGCGGAGAGCGAGGAUGGCGACACAGAUGGUGGGAGAAGCGAUGCCAGUGGCGGUGACGAGGCCCAGCCGCAGCAAGCGGACUCCACCGGAUCGGCGGCUGGGGCCGGGCCUGUGGCUGGGGCCGGGCCUGUGGCUAGCGCCCGGGCUGAGCCUGGGCGCGGGGCAAAAGGGAAGCGCAAGGCAUCUGCCUCGCUCCAUGAUCGUCCGCAGGCGAUUUACGAGUCGGCAUUUGACCGGUAUGACGCAGAUGGGUCGGGGACGAUCGACAAGGAAGAGCUCGCCGAGCUGCUGACUAACCUUGGCUGGCGAGCCGACCGUCACACAGUCAACGAGGCCGUGGCGGCGCUCGACUCGUGUGGAACCGGCGAGAUCGACCGCAACGAGUUUGUGACGUGGGCCAAGUUUGCAUGGCGGAAGCAAGUGCUCUCGGGCUCGGCCAUUGCCGACGGCAUCGACGAGGCCGAAUCGCCGUCGCAGCUCCUUCGCCGCAAGUCACUGACGAUGCGGAACGCCGGGGCUGGGUCUGGGUCGGCGCAAGCACGGCGGCGUGCAGGCUCGGAAUCGCGUCCGCUCUCGCUUGUCAACCCGCUCACGCCGCUGGCGGAGAACGGGCUGGCCGACACGUCAUCGCCGCUCAGGCGGGCGUCGUCGAGUGCAUCGGCCUCGCCCGAGCCCGGCCCUCACGCGGUAGGCCUGAAGCCCGGCAACAUCAUGAGUGAGCACGAUCGGCCGAGGGCCAUCUACGAGGCUGCAUUCCGUGAGUACGACGUUGACGGCUCGGGCGAGAUUGACAGCUCGGAGCUCGGCGCUCUCCUCCGCGACCUUGGAUGGAACGCCACGCCGGCUGCUAUCCGCAACGCGCUCUACUCGCUCGACGCAGACUCGAACGGGACCAUCGAGCUCGAGGAGUUCCUCUCGUUUGCCAAGUUUGCGUGGCGCGAGCACGUGGCGACUGGCUCAUCGCAGGCCGACGGCCUCCGCCCGCACGAGUCGCCGUCGGGCCAGCUGCGCCGCAAGUCGCGCGAGCGCUUUGAACGUGAGAUGAGCCGCGAGCUCUCGUCCGAGAUGUAGCCAGAGAUGUAGCUUAGUUUAACACUGGGUGCGCGUCAGGCACCAAACUCGCGGGCGGUGAUGGUGGAAAAGCCGUGACUAUCCUUCUCGACCUG
Thecamonas trahens ATCC 50062 is the source of this 1440-nucleotide messenger RNA. Its product is annotated as centrin-1. The coding region runs from base 101 to 1345 and encodes 414 amino acids. The record is from RefSeq and is a predicted model, not a curated record. Gene Ontology annotation, molecular function: calcium ion binding. The transcript is spliced from 2 exons. Lineage: Eukaryota; Apusomonadida; Apusomonadidae.